Molecule: messenger RNA, 945 nt
Organism: Colletotrichum aenigma
Lineage: Eukaryota; Fungi; Ascomycota; Sordariomycetes; Glomerellales; Glomerellaceae
Exons: 2
Coding region: 1-945 (314 amino acids)
Source: RefSeq, a predicted model, not a curated record
AUGGCUUUCGACAAUGAUUGGGAUGUCUACGAGGAUCAUGCAGAGCUGUAUCACUCUGGCAAGCGCCUCAUUCUGACGCCGCAUAAGUCGCCUGCACCCUUCGGCUCGUCUUUUUACCCGGAUCCGCCAAAUUUGACGUCGAAACAAAUGACUCCUACAGAUGAGGAGAGAAGCUUUUCACGUACGCAACUGGUCUUCUCUGAGUCCAACGGUCCCCUCGACUUCGACGAGACAAAGCAGAACGAUAAAAGCAGCCAGGUGCAUUUAGAGAUCCUCGACAUGGUUGAUGGUGGAUAUGGUGCUCAAUACACUGCCGGGCCCCAGAAAGUCUUGUGCAAGGUGGUCCAGACGGCCUCAGCCUCUUCUGACGACAACGAGAACAAAGCCCUUGUGCUUGGACAGCUUGUGUUCUUGAAGCUUUACGAUCCUUUGUUCUGGCCCCUGAAGGUUGAUCUUUCCGAGUGCUGCUUCAAGGUUGCCGUCCGAGCGGGCUUUGCUCAGAGCAACGAAGUCGGCGCCUACUCUCAUCUCUUCAAAGCAGGACGGGAUCCAUACAAGGCCUAUCUCUACUUCGCGAAGAAGCCUCAUCCGUUCAUACGAUUCAGCAUGAACAGGCUCGCGCCUUUCUUUGGAUGGAUUCCCCCGUCGUGGGAAGGCCAAAACCUCGGCCGUGACACGCCUCUUUUCCUGUAUCGGUGGUUGGCUAUCACGUUCGGCCCAUUCGUCGAUAAUCCAACAUAUACGUAUCGUGGAAGUCCGCCUGCUGAUAUGAAAGUGGAUGCCAAGGGUACUGUCAGCCAAUACUCCUUGUACUUGGAGAACAAGCGCCUUGAGGAGAAGAGGCAACUUGAGGAGAGCAAGCCCGGCGAAUCGAACAAGCCUGACGAGAAUUCGGAGGAGAAGAAGCCUCGUGAAGAGACCGUCUUGGCUGCGGAGGUGCUCUAG